Rhizophagus irregularis DAOM 181602=DAOM 197198 is the source of this 1085-nucleotide messenger RNA. The record is from RefSeq and is a predicted model, not a curated record. NCBI's taxonomy places the organism in Eukaryota, Fungi, Glomeromycota, Glomeromycetes, Glomerales, Glomeraceae.
GAAAUAUCUUAUUCAAUGGCAGCUUAUUUUGAUACACUUAGUGGUGAUAGUGAUGAAAAAUCUGAUUAUCAAUUAGCAAUAUUUAAUGAUUCUGCGAAAUUAGUUCAAGCAAUUCGUAAACAUCUUGCGGAAUAUUAUAAAUUAUUCUCCGUUCCUUCUUUCUUACGAAAAUAUAUUCCAUUUUUUAAAAAUAAAACAAAUGAUAUGCUUCAUAACAUGGGAUUUAUUAACCAAAGACUGAGUGUAAUUAUUAAGAGACGUAGACAAGAAAUUGAUAAUACACCAUUGGAUGAACCCUUACCGUAUGAUAUGUUGACAUCGAUGAUUAUCAAAAAUACACCUCGUGAUGGUGAUUAUUUCGAAACUGGUGAAUCCAUGAGAUCUAUGACUGAUAGUGAAAUUCGCGCUAAUUUACUUGAUGGAAUUAUUACUGGAACUCAUAAAUCUGCAAAUUUGCUUUCGUUCAUUAUCUAUUAUAUUGCUCAUAAUCCAGAUGUUAAAAAGAAAAUGUUGGAAGAAAUUGAUAGUAUAUUUCAAGGUGAUAAAAUUCGACCAAUCACUAAAGAUGAUUUUUAUAAUUUAAAUUACUGUGAAGCGAUUGUAAAUGAAGCAGCUCGCAUUUUUCCAGUAGUACACUCCUUUACAAGAUGUAUUGAUAAGUCCGAUGAAAUAGCAGGACGUCAAUGGUUAGCUGGUACAACGGUUCUAAUUAAUGUUAAAGCUAUUCAUAAUUAUGAAGGUUAUUGGGAAAAACCUAAUAAAUUUAACCCUGAUAGAUGGAUGAAUGAAAAUUUUAAGCCAAAGAAGAAUUCUUAUAUCGCAUUUGGUGGAGGAUUAAGAUCAUGUCCAGGAAGAAAGUUGGCAAUAGUCGAAUUAGUUUGUUUGAUAGCUUUAUUAUUUAGGAGAUACGAAAUUGAUUUAAUAGAUAUGGAUUCUCCUAUUAAAGUUAUAAGUGACAAUAUUGCAGUUACUUGUGUCGAAUUAUUAGUCGAAAUCAAACUAAGAAAUUGAUUUUCUUAUUUAUCGAACUUUUAGUUGAAAUCAAAACCAAGAAAUUGAUUUUCUUAUAUUGUAUCGAAUUAAAA